CCUGCUCCGGGGUUGUGGGGUCCGGUGCGAAGCGCUUCUCUCCCUAACCACGCCUCCGCCGUCCCGCAAUGGGCCGGAGGAAGGCUGCGCGGGGCUCGGGUGCCGAGGGGGCCAAAGGGGGUGCACGGUGGCGGUCUCACGGCUGUUCUCGGGCCGCUCGCUCCUUAGACAGCUUCACAGAGGAGGUCGAGGCGGCGCUUCUCGCCUCUGUAGAAAAAGAUGCUUCAGCUGAAGGUGCUUCAUCCAAGCUGGAAAUGCCUUGCCCCCUGGCCAUGUGGGAACUGGGCCACUGUGACCCCCGGAAAUGCACUGGCAGGAAGCUGGCCCGACAAGGUCUUGUUCGAACUCUCCGACUGAAUCAGAGGUUCAACGGCCUUAUUCUCAGCCCCAUGGGCACCCACUACGUAUCUCCGGCAGAUAAACAGCUGGUAGCUCAGUGUGGAGUUGCAGUCAUUGACUGCUCCUGGGCCAAACUAGAAGAAACUCCAUUUGGGAAGAUGCGAGGGACUCACCUUCGUUUGCUGCCCUACCUGGUGGCUGCUAACCCUGUCAACUAUGGGCGGCCCUGCAAGCUGUCCUGUGUGGAGGCUUUUGCUGCCACUUUUUGCAUUCUGGGCUUUUCUGAUCUUGCCAUCAUCUUGCUACGAAAAUUCAAAUGGGGGAAGGGAUUUUUGGACCUGAAUGGUCAGCUCCUAGACAAGUAUGCAGCCUGCAGUGGCCCUGAGGACGUGCUACAGGUCGAAAAGGAGUUUCUGGCUGGUGCUACCGAGAAACCUGAGCAGGAAAUAGAUCCAUUUGAUGUGGACUCAGGUCAAGAAUUCUCAAAUCCUAAUAGGCUUGUGGUCCCUGCCAGAAUGGCUAACGACAGCAGUGAAGAAUCAGAGAAUGAAAGCGAUUAUGAAAAAGAGGAGGAGGAAGAGGAGGAGGAACAGGAAGGCAGCAGUGAUGAUGGAAGCCUUGAUGAGAAGAAUGGAAAGGGAUUGUCUGCCACAGUGAACACAGAUAUUUGGAAAGGAAUCAAGAAAAGACAAAGAGACUGACUAGUGCUCAAUACAGCUGUAUUUUCCAAACCUGGUUGACAAACCUAGAAAUGGAUUAACUGGACCCAUAGAUACCCAUUUGUCAGAACUUAGAAUUGGUGAACUGUGCUAGCCCUACUCAGUAACUGCAGAACUGGACAUUUUCAUCUAUUUCAAUGUUUUCCCCAUCCUUUAACUCAGCUGAACUGAUGGAAAUUUUUAGGUGGAGUGAAGGAUCUGCCUUUGAGCUAUUUGAACUCAGA
This is a messenger RNA of Phascolarctos cinereus (koala), 1282 nucleotides long. RefSeq names its product TSR3 ribosome maturation factor (gene TSR3). Gene Ontology annotation, biological process: maturation of SSU-rRNA. The record is from RefSeq and is a predicted model, not a curated record. Gene Ontology annotation, molecular function: rRNA small subunit aminocarboxypropyltransferase activity. NCBI's taxonomy places the organism in Eukaryota, Metazoa, Chordata, Mammalia, Diprotodontia, Phascolarctidae.